CGUCACUCCCGAGCUCCGAGGCGUCCGGAACGCCGCACAGGACAUUUCGACUUCCUACUUCGUCCGGGACGCACUCGCAGGUGUUUGCGCCAUGUCUGCCGCUGAGUGGAAGAAGAAGUGUGAGGAAGAGUGGAGCCUGCGGGGCGCACCGAUGCCCGACGGCCUGGACUGGAAGUCCGUGUAUGAAGCCAGACCCCUGGGAAGAAAUUUGCUGAAGAACCCGGCGCCGUACGGGUUGAGUACAGACGUCCCACCACCUGAGCCCGACCUGCCCGCUGUGCCUGACCGCGGACCGCCACGAUUUCAGCCUGAAGGCGACUUCACCGGCUGGACCACAAAUGCUGAAGUCCUGCCCUAUGAUACAAGUGGCAUUCCUCAAGGUGUUGUGAUAUGUGCACUGCCUCAGUAUAGCUGGUUCACCAUGGAGCAGAUCGUGGACCUGAAGGCAGAAGGACUGUGGGAGGAGCUGCUGGAUGAUUUUCAGCCUGAAAUUGCCAUCCAAGACUGGUAUGAGGAGAGUCAGCUGCAUGACUCGAUCUACCAGCUGUGUGUGAAGUUACUGGGUGCAGACAAAAGCACAGUGAUCUCCGAGCACGCGGUCAACCCCACCGAGCAGCGCGAGACUUACUCACACAACUGGAAGGAGGUGUCGCAUGUGUUCUCUGGUUAUGGACGCGGGGUGAGAUAUGUCCACUUCGUGCACCGGCUAAAGAACAGCUUCCUAAACGGGUUCCACCAAACACGCUUCACUGGCAGCUCCGUGACUGUAAGAUCAGCCAAAAGCCGCCCAUAGGCUGAAUCUAUCCUGCACUCACUGCCAGCUUCAGCAGCACUGAACUGCUUUCACACUUGCUACCAUCAAAGUACUAUAAUAAAAUGUACAAUCAUCAAUAUUUUUGCUAUGACAAUUAUUUUUUGGGGGGGUGGAGGUGUAAUUCAUGGUUUGCUCUGAAGAACCUGGUAUGAUGCAAUAAUAAAACGUGCAGUUUUCUUGUU
Archocentrus centrarchus (flier cichlid) is the source of this 996-nucleotide messenger RNA. It is a transcript of the gene nccrp1, whose product is annotated as P1, F-box associated domain containing. Gene Ontology annotation, biological process: glycoprotein catabolic process; ERAD pathway; SCF-dependent proteasomal ubiquitin-dependent protein catabolic process. Gene Ontology annotation, molecular function: ubiquitin protein ligase activity. Lineage: Eukaryota; Metazoa; Chordata; Actinopteri; Cichliformes; Cichlidae. Bases 92 to 793 code for a protein of 233 amino acids. Gene Ontology annotation, cellular component: cytoplasm; SCF ubiquitin ligase complex. The record is from RefSeq and is a predicted model, not a curated record. The transcript is spliced from 6 exons.